CUGAGCCCCCGCGCCGCCGCCGCCGCCGCCGCCCCGCUCCCCCAGCCCGCGGGCGGCCCCCCGGCCCAGCCAUGUCGCUGCACGGCAAGCGGAAGGAGAUCUACAAGUACGAGGCGCCAUGGACCGUGUACGCCAUGAACUGGAGCGUCCGGCCCGACAAGCGGUUCCGCCUGGCGCUGGGCAGCUUCGUGGAGGAGUACAACAACAAGGUGCAGCUCGUUGGUUUGGACGAAGAGAGCUCGGAAUUCAUCUGCAGGAACACCUUUGAUCACCCCUACCCCACCACAAAGCUGAUGUGGAUCCCAGACACCAAGGGGGUCUAUCCUGACCUGUUGGCCACUAGUGGGGACUACCUGCGGGUGUGGAGGGUGGGUGAAACCGAGACCCGGCUGGAAUGUUUGCUGAACAACAACAAGAACUCGGAUUUCUGUGCUCCCCUGACUUCAUUUGACUGGAAUGAAGUGGAUCCUUACCUGCUGGGUACCUCAAGUAUUGACACAACCUGCACUAUUUGGGGUCUGGAGACAGGACAGGUUCUGGGAAGAGUAAAUUUGGUCUCUGGCCACGUGAAGACCCAGCUGAUUGCACACGACAAAGAGGUGUAUGACAUCGCCUUCAGCCGCGCCGGGGGCGGCAGGGACAUGUUUGCCUCGGUGGGAGCGGACGGCUCGGUGCGGAUGUUCGACCUGCGCCACCUGGAGCACAGCACCAUCAUCUACGAGGACCCCCAGCACCACCCCCUGCUGCGCCUCUGCUGGAAUAAGCAGGAUCCCAACUACCUGGCCACCAUGGCCAUGGAUGGGAUGGAGGUUGUGAUUCUAGAUGUGAGAGUUCCCUGCACUCCUGUAGCCAGGUUAAACAACCACAGAGCGUGUGUAAAUGGAAUUGCUUGGGCACCUCAUUCCUCCUGCCACAUCUGCACAGCAGCUGACGAUCACCAGGCUCUCAUCUGGGACAUCCAGCAGAUGCCUCGUGCCAUUGAGGACCCCAUCCUGGCCUACACAGCAGAGGGAGAGAUCAACAACGUACAGUGGGCAUCCACCCAGCCAGACUGGAUAGCCAUCUGCUACAACAACUGCCUGGAGAUCCUGAGGGUCUAACUCUGCUGCUGUGCCCCCCUGAGGCAGGGCUGUAUCAUUCCCCUCCCCUCUCAAGUAAGAACACCACCAGUCAAGUGGCCAGUAUCUGUUGUUGCUUUGCAUCUGCUGUUACAAGGAACUGUUACAAGGAUCAUGGCAGGUGUCUCCUGCCUCUCAAGACUCUAAAAAUGCAGAGACGUGCUGAGCCUCUUGGACCUUCUGGGUUCUGGUUUUCUUGUUGAAUUCUUUUUCCCCCCCUCCCUCAGUAAAAGUUCUGUAUAUUUGUUUGUUGACUGUAUUAAUAAGCUUGCAGGCUUUUAAGUUGCUGCAUAUGUCCAUGUGUUUGUCAGCCAGCUGGGGCAGCACAUCAACCAGUUUAAAAUAGAUUUGCAGGUGCAAAACAAGGGGGGGGGGGAAAGAAAAAAAAAAGACAUUGAUGUAACAGCCACCUUGGCAGGAAUCUUUCUCAUUCCUGUUGUCGCUGCCUCUACACUGUUUAAACGUUUGUAUGUUUUUUAUAUAUUGGGCUAACUUUCUAUUGAGUAAGGUGGUUUUUUUCUCCCUGAUUCUUACUUUUGAUAUGUGAGCCACUUGCACACGCCCACAGCAGGACCUGUUCACGGACACAAACCACAGUGACACUUCAGGCUCCCUGGCAGUAAAGGCCUGCCAGAACUAACUGUUCACCCUGUACCUGGUGAAGCUGGGCAGAAUUUCCUGGUGCUGUGAAGUACAAGUAACUUGUUGCACAAUUUUCUUUACACUUUUCCCGACGCUCAAGGCAGUUGUUACUAUGGUAAGGCCUUAUUUUUAAAUGUAGAGCUGAGUUUGUGUGUGUGUCCCCCUGCAGUUGUGGUAGCAAACAGAACGGUGGGAGGUGGCAGAAAGAAGAUCCAUGCAUGACAUAAAGCUCCCAGGAGGUAACAAUUCCUGGGGGAAAAAAAAAAUAUAUAUAUAUUUGUGAUGGACUUGGGGUUGGAACUUCCAGUCAAAUGAUUUCCCCUCGGAAAACUUAUUAUCAUCUAAACCAAAAUAAAAUGGUUCCACACUUUGUAGCUUGCUUGCUUGGCAAACAACCUGAGCAGGAUUUUGUGGUUAGCCUGGACCUUGGAGCUUGCUUUGUGCUUGGCCUGUUGUGUUCUGGGAGGUCUUGAAGGGAGUGCAGAGCGAUGUUUUAUCGAGUGUUUUCUUUUUCACUUUGAACUGUCAGGUCUGGUUGAAUGACUGAGGUGGGUCAGAAAAGCUGGUCUGCUCUCCAGCAGAAAGCUCCCUCUGAAAGGAAUUAUUCCCUAAUGGAGUGCACAAAGGUGGAUUUAGAAGGAAAGAAACUGAGCCAUUGUGAGACCAAGGUUUGGCACUUGUCACCCUCUCCUGACUUUCGGGGCUGUGCCCGAGAGCUGCUCUUUGGAAGAGUGGAUUGCUCUACAUUAAUACUUCUCAAUCAGAGCUGAGUGGAUUAGGCCAGAUAAAAAUCUUUUGUUGAAGUCUUAAUGUACCACAGAUAACUGGGAUAAAAGCUCUGCAGUGCUCUCCAAAUGAAGACAUGACAGCCAGAGCUGCUCUGGAAGGGUGUGCAGCCCAGUUUGCAUGUAAAUGUCAGAAACUAUCAGCAUUGUCUUUCCACCUAAUGAGUAUUCACCUGCAGCUGGAGGCAGUUUAUAAAUAGCAGGACACUGGCAAAGCUGGAUCCUGUCAGUUGAUGCAGAGUUGAGUUGGGAGGCUGGCACUGGGAACGCUGUCAAACACAGAACAGAACCUGCGAGGGUUUGUCAUCCUGGCCAUCCAGAAAUACUCCUUCUGCAGGCAGCAGGAAAGCAUUGCCUCAGGAAUUUGAUAGGAAUUCAUUAGGGACAGCUUUAGCCCAUCACGCCUUUUGAUCUCAGAGAACCAAGAGACUCUUCCCCGGCUCCAGCUGAUGCUUUGUCAGCCACGCUCUGUGUUCAGUCAGGGGAUUUCUGACAGAGCUGCUUUGGACUUGAAGGUCAGUCUUUUUUACCAGCAAGCAGUGCUGGGAGUGGUGUGUUCCACAGACAGGUUUCAGCAAGAUGUCAGAGCAGUGUUACCCAAACACUGAAUUACCACUGUUUGCAGCAGAACUUCCUCAGAAUCUGGAAAAAAAAUCUGAAGUGAAAAUUGGGAUGUUCUUAGCGGGAGCAUCUGAUGGCAUUCACAGCUUUAGGCCUCAUCUGAAAUACAGGCUUGUCAUGCAUUGUUUAAUUACAAGUGGUAGGGAUAACGUGCUGUGUUACCAAGAGGGAAGUACCUGCAGCAUUAGGGCUUUCUGUGCCCCCUUUCUGCACGAGUCAGAGAUGAAUGUUUCCCUUGCUUAGCUGAAAAAUGCAUCUUUUGUAAUUGUGUUGUGCUUUAAAAAAGGUAUCAGAUAAUUUAGUUGAAGUCAUUAAAAGACUCCAUAGGUUACACUGAAGGACAAAGGCAGUUUAUUCCCAGAGGAAUAAAAUGUGUUACACUAAGAGGAUGAGAAGGGACUCAGUCUGAACAGCCAGGUAGAUUGUCCUUCUGUUGGAAAACAAUCCUGUUAUGGACCUGAAGAGGAUCCACUGUCAGUCCUCCAUCCACAACAAAACUGCUUGAAGUCUUAUUUGUGGAAUUGGGUGCUUAUUCCAGACUUGUCAAAGGCAAGUGAAGGAAUCUUGUGGGCUCCAGUGGGUUCUAAAUAAAGCCUGGAUCCUGUUUGUUUGAUACCUUCUGGAUCUCCAGCAUAUUGCUUUGGGCAUCGUCAUCCAUUGUCAUUCUUCACAUGAAAUUACAUUUGAAAUCACUGGAGACUGUUUGGGCACAGGGAAAUGAUACUUAAAAUAGCUUCAAAGAAGUCACUUGAAAGGUUAAUGACUGAAAAGACGUGAAAAUCCCCGUGGGGGAGAUGUUCUGUAGUGUAAAUGGCACUUCCAGAUAGGCAAGGAAGGGAGAGACUUUGGUGCCCUCUUGCCAGCACCUGCUGACAGUGGCAGGGUAGGGAAUGCUCUGGUUCAGGUUCAUCUGCCAGAUAAAAUAAACCCUGAGACUUACCAACAAUCGAGUAGAUUGGGUGUAUAAACCCCCCAUAAUCAUCAUUUUCCCCCUCAAAGUUUAUAAAAAGAAAUAAUUCUAUAUUUCAUUUCGAUUAUUUGGUGCAGGAGCAGAGAAUGUAGAACAACUGCUUGCAAAAUGCCUCCUAUCUUUUGAGUCUCAAGUAACAUUAAGGAAAGAGCGAGCCCAGCAGAAAAGCACCUGCUGAUGUUGGUCCAGGCCUGCCUGAUCUGGGACAGAAAUUCUUCUCUGUGACUUCAGUAGUUCUGUUAAUUAAUCCAAGGCACUAAACUAUUGUUUGGUUGUUAUAUUCUUUUUGAAACCAAGCUUUCCACAGGUUCCUGCUCUGAUCUGGGCAACCUGUUGGCUCUGCUAAGGUGGGGGGGGGGAUCUUGAUGAUGUAAAACUCGUCAGUGAGGUGAAAACCCGCAGCCAACAGGGGUGGAUGUUGAACCGUGUGUAGUGUGGUGGCAGCUCUGUUAAUUAUCUGCAUGAGGUGGGCUUUGGGAGCCUCCAUCUCUGGGAAUUGUACUUGUGUGUGCAGGGAUUUGAGAGGCGAGGAUUUGAGUGCUUUGACAAUCUGUUUGGAGGGAAGACACGGUGGCUUCAGAUGCGAAAGGAGAUCGAUAAUGCAGGUUGUUCCUUGUGGAACCUUGAGAGGUGCUGAACGGGGGAGGCAUCGCCUCUCAUAAGUCAGACUUAAUGAUCCUUUCAAAACUUAGCUGUAAUUACUCUCCUGAAUGUUCUGGAUAAUAGUAAAAAAGCUCUAUUUUUGCCUGGUGGUGCAGUGGGGAAGCUGCAUCAGCCUCGAGCGUCGAUGAGUGCAGAGCCCAGGUGAGGGGAGGGGUCCCAUGCACGGAACUCACAGAUGUGCUCGGGCCUUGUUUGAGAUGGAAAUGAAGAGCUGAGCGUGUCAGUUUCGUCCUCUUGCAGAUGGCACUUUAACAAGUAUAUUUUUGGUGAGAUUUUAGGAGGAGAGUCAUCUUUUCCUCAGCCCUUUUAUGGUAGGAGUUUGUCUGUGUUGCGUAGAAAACAUUCAAUACAACAGCCACCAAAAUCCUGGGCUGUGGUCAGAGUGGACCCUCCUUUGUUUCUACUGAAAAACCAAAAACAUGAGCGCUUGACAAGACUGUAAAUGUUAAACUGAAGCUUCGUGCUCUAAGCCUGACACCACCCUGUAAGACCAACCCAAGGGAUGCAGUGCUGGUGUCACCCCCAGAGCCCCUUCUCCUUGGGAAUCUCCUCUUCCACCACCUGAACACGGUGGCAGCAGUGACAGGUUGGCUGUGGAAGGAUGUCGCUGGAUUCUUUGGAUAACUUAUUUUUGUGAGAGCAAAAAUCUGCAGCUGCUGCCUAAAAAUUCAGAAAACUGAAAUCCCUGCCAGUGAGCACAGGUUCUCUCUGCCGUGGAUUCCCUGCCUUCUGCUCUCCCAGCAAUAUUCCAGAGCAGCCCUGUCUUCUUUAUUGUCCAGAGGUGCCCAAAAAUCAGUCGUGGAAGGGGCAGGUGCUGUCAACUCUGCCCCAGUUUCCUCUUGAUCUUUGCAGAGAAUGCAGGGAAUUCGUUGUCUGGGGCACUUUAAGAGCACUUGGUGAUGCAGCUGCACAUCCCCUGCUUACCUGAGAGGGGUCAGAAAUGUCUCAUUCUCAAGGGUAUUGAGGGGAGUUUGGGAUGCCCCUGACUCUUUUUGGUUUUUUUUUUAAGGAAGAGAUGUUCAGAACUUCUGAUUAGCACCUUUCACCAGCUCUGGAAAAAAAGCAGUAAUUAAAAUUACAACUAAAUAGCAGUCACUGGAGGCUCACCUGGUGAUUCAUGGCAGACACCAGAGGCAAAAAUGAAAACACUGAGAGUUGCUGCUGCCUGUUUUAGGUGACAGUUGUGUGUCUGCCAUGGUGGCCUUUUGUGCAGCCUCUGAUACUCAGCAUCAAGCGAGAACUUCCACAGUCAUAAAACUGAUUUAAAGUAAACAAAACAAAACAAAAAAAACCCCAUGGAGUUAUUUCUUUUCAGAAAACCUGAUGAAAUUAAGAAAAAAACCAGCUAUUUCCUGACUAAAUAGUGUGGCCAUGAGCAGCUGGAAGCCCGUGGUCCAGCUCUGAUCCCUCGGAUCCUGCUGGCAAAAGGUGGGAGUGCAGCCCCCUCUUAGAGCUGAGGAUGGAUCUGAACGAGGCACAAAGGCAAGACCCAGGGAAGGACAGAGCAGCUGAGCAGAGAUGUCUUGCUUUUCCUGACAAACCUGGGAAACAGGAACUGAGAAAUCUACUAUUUACAAGGAACCUUUGUUGUUGUUUUGUUUGGUUUUGUUUUGUUUUUUUUUUUUAUUAUUAUUUUAUUCCCCACUUGGGUUGCUAGCGGUGUAAAAUGUAAUUUAAGCAUUUUUUCGUUACCAGUAGCUGAGUAGGAGAUGUUUUACUUUUUUCUGUGUGUUCUCCCUUCUGCUCUCUCUCCCCCCGUGGUAACUUCCUGAAGGUGUAAUCUUUGUAGCAUGAUUGUACAAACACCCAUCUGAGAUCCCUGACUUCUCGUCCUCGCUCGAGUAUGUUCAAGCAAUAGUAGUUUUUACUCCUGUCCUUCUUUCCUCCACCUGCAACUUCGCUCCUCUCCUGUCCUAGAGGAAUCCUAUUAUCCUGCUACUCAUUGACAUGGAUAACUGCAGUGUCAUCCCCCACCCCAUAUCCCUUUAUUUUUAUGGAGAGAACACAAAAGGGUUUGUUACAGUGGAUUUGAACACCUGAGUUUAUGGAACUGCGUUGUUAAAACUGUAAAUUUUAAGGCAAUUUUCUGACCUCGCUUGAAAAGUGGAAUGUUGCAUCCUUUUAUGCUGUUUUCCCCGCUUCCUUAAUGUAGUUUUAUUCGGAUUUUUUAACCCCUUUUCGAAGUUCCAGCCUCCUGUGUAUUAGGUACGGUAUUUUCUUGCCUUUCAUACUUUGUAAUAAAAACAGAACAUUUGUAGACCGAC
Myiozetetes cayanensis is the source of this 7063-nucleotide messenger RNA. It is a transcript of the gene DCAF7, whose product is annotated as DDB1 and CUL4 associated factor 7. Lineage: Eukaryota; Metazoa; Chordata; Aves; Passeriformes; Tyrannidae. Gene Ontology annotation, cellular component: nucleus. Bases 72 to 1100 code for a protein of 342 amino acids. The transcript is spliced from 7 exons. The record is from RefSeq and is a predicted model, not a curated record. Gene Ontology annotation, molecular function: protein binding.